UCAAAUAAUUCAAAAUAAAAAAAAUAUUCCUAGAACCGGGGAUUUAUUGAAAAAGAAAUCAGGACAUGUUACUGGAGAUAUACAUCUAUACGCGAAAGUCCUUCCACCAAAUGUUUUCAACAAACAAGAGAAAAAGAAAAAAAAUUUCUUUACGUAGCUAGGAGGCUUGCCCAGGAUUGGCACAAGACGAUUUUCGUUCCGUAUACAAUCGACACAGGAUCCAAAGCAACAAUCUAGCAAUAAUAAAACUUUGUGUUAAACUGUGUUUUAUGUUGAUAUAAGUAGCAAAUAUUCGCGUUACUUUAUUCGCAAUUACAUGCCGCAUGCAUAAAAGUUGAAGCUAUGGAUCAUGUUUCCCUUGCGGGUGAAUAUCUGGACAAUUCUCUCAUAGGCAUUCAAUUCAAUGUUUUGCGCAAUGAAGUCAUGAGCAGAUUUCGGCGGAAAAUAGCGUCAAAGAAAUUAUUAAUCCAAAUUUCAUAGUUGGAGUGUGACACUUUUUGAAGAUGUUGAAAUAUGUAGUCCAUGCAUCACCAAAUGAUUGGAUUUAAAGUUGAAGGUAACGCUAUGGGAAUUAUUAACCCGAAAGAAGGAAUAACGCACGAUUGUGCAUGGUCUUAUUUGCGGCCUGACGAAUGAGGCGAACAAACAUUUUAUGCAUCAUGUUUUAUAUAGAAUUCGCUGACUCUAAAUGAAACGAUAUGGCCUCUAUAAAUUUCCAAAAUAUGGCAACCUUCCUAACGCAAUUUCUAAAAUGAUGAUAGAUCAGUAAAAUAUCAAAAACGAAGUUGGAGAAGCAAUAUAAAAUAUAAAUUUAUUGUCCAAAUUGAAGUAACUAUCAAAAAUGAACGCCCCGCCAACGUUUGAAUCCUUUUUGCUAUAUGAAGGAGAGAAAAAAAUUAUUAAAGAAUUGGAUACAAAAGUAACAAAUGCCGCAAUAUUUACGGUCAACAAGGAAGAUCACACGUUAGGAAAUAUGAUAAGAAACCAAUUGCUGAAAGAUCCCAAUGUACUUUUCGCUGGUUACAAGGUGCCGCAUCCGCUAGAACACAAGUUUGUUAUCCGCAUUCAAACGACAGCUGACUGCUCGCCCCACGAAGCAUUCAUGAAUGCUAUCACUGAUUUGUUGGCGGAAUUGUCUCUUUUCGAAGAACGAUUUAAAGAUGCUAUCAAAGAGAAAAAAGAAGGAGGGGAUUAAACGAUAAAUAAAGUGUUUUUAAAUUUCAUUUGAAAAAAAGAUUUAAAAUAGAAACAAAGCUCUAAACGUCACCAACGUUCUUUCAAAAUAAAUCAGUUUUCAACUGUUAUCAAUAUCAUAUA
Molecule: messenger RNA, 1317 nt
Organism: Glossina fuscipes
Lineage: Eukaryota; Metazoa; Arthropoda; Insecta; Diptera; Glossinidae
Gene: Rpb11
Product: DNA-directed RNA polymerase II subunit RPB11
Exons: 6
Coding region: 842-1195 (117 amino acids)
Biological process (GO): transcription by RNA polymerase II
Cellular component (GO): RNA polymerase II, core complex
Molecular function (GO): DNA binding; protein dimerization activity
Source: RefSeq, a predicted model, not a curated record